Molecule: messenger RNA, 974 nt
Organism: Neurospora tetraspora
Lineage: Eukaryota; Fungi; Ascomycota; Sordariomycetes; Sordariales; Sordariaceae
Product: histone-fold-containing protein
Exons: 6
Coding region: 190-678 (162 amino acids)
Biological process (GO): nucleosome assembly
Molecular function (GO): structural constituent of chromatin; protein heterodimerization activity; DNA binding
Source: RefSeq, a predicted model, not a curated record
CCGGCUCGCUUUCAAACGACUUUUAACCCCACUUCGCACAUUCCCCCACACCAACUUCCACUUUGACGGCACGCCUCCGUCAGUUGCAUCUGGCCCUGCAGGAGUGCCGCUCUCAGCUUUCAUCUUCACCUCUUUUUGUUGUUUACUUUCGACAUAGGCGGAGCGGCUUAACUCUCAAUACUCGACAUCAUGCCGCCGACCAUACCCUCGCGCGGCGGUCCUUCGGGACUCAAGCAUCGUCACUCGGUGGGCGGUAAGUCCGUGUUGAGCGGCGCGAGUGGGAAGGGCAAGGGCAAGGGCGGCGUGGGCAUCAAGCGCCACAGAAAGAUCAUCAAGGAUACUAUUCGAGGCAUCACCAAGCCUGCUAUUCGACGUCUAGCCCGUCGUGGCGGUGUCAAGCGUAUCUCUGCCGGCAUCUACGAUGACAUCAGGGCUGCACUGAAGGAAAGACUUCAGAUGAUCCUUCGUGACUGUGUCACGUACACCGAGCACAGGCACGCGAAGACGGUCACCGUCACUGACGUGAUUUUCGCCCUCCGCCGUGUUGGCAAACCCAUCUACGGCUUCGACCCCGAGACAUGGGAGCCUCCCGCGCGCGGCGCCCACCGUCGCGCCCUCAUCCAGGGCGGCGAACAGGGCCGCGGCGGUAAUCGCGGCGACAACGACGAUUCGGACUAGAAUACUCCGAAGUCAACGUACGACGACCACCUGGCCCGGGAUGAUCUUCAGAUUGUGGAGGCGAUGUCAGCAACGACGAUAGCAACGGCAGAAGCGACAACGUCAAGUUCUCAGAGUCGAGGACCUGCACCUGCGCCCGCACCAGCCCCUGAUAUGGUACCGGUGCUUGCAAGAGGAUUCAAACCGAUCAACAUCAACAUGAAUCAUCGCAUGCCGCCCAUCGACCGACAGCAUAAGCCAUAAUCUACAGCAUCUCUCUCGAUCUCCCCGCUGUCCCGGUGGUCACUACUCGUCAG